Molecule: messenger RNA, 1976 nt
Organism: Polistes dominula (European paper wasp)
Lineage: Eukaryota; Metazoa; Arthropoda; Insecta; Hymenoptera; Vespidae
Product: protein TAPT1 homolog
Biological process (GO): positive regulation of cilium assembly
Cellular component (GO): endoplasmic reticulum membrane; ciliary basal body
Source: RefSeq, a predicted model, not a curated record
AUCCGAUUAGAAUUCGAUUAAAUUCGAUAAUUUUGAAUGCUUUUUUUUCCUUUAAGAUAGUUAAAAUAGAUGAAGAAUAAUGAGUAAUAUUUGUAUAUACAUGAAUCAUCAGUUGUAAAAGAUUUGUAAUAUAUAUGGUGUCCAUGGCUGAACAGCUGUUUAUUUUGAGGUUAUGAAAUAGUUGACAAUUGCAUCAAAACAGUCUGGAAUAAAUAUAAGACAAAGAAUAUGGACAACGAACAAGAGAAUGCACUCAAAUUGGAAGGUCAUGCUGAAAGAAAAUACAUUAGAUUUCAAAGUCUUAAAAAGGCAUCUAAAUGUUCAAGCAACCGCAUCGAAAAUUUGGAUAUAAAUCAGACCGAUUCACAGCAAUUGAAUAAUCAAGAUGUUACAGGAAAAAAAGGUGUGUCUUUAAUGAAUUUUGUACAGACAGAACUAACAAGAGGAUAUCAAUUGGAAUACGAUGAGGAAAGAUUUUCAGCAAGAAGAGAGAAGAUCUAUUCGUUUAUGAAAAUUCCUAGAGAAGUUGAAAAAUUUAUGAUUUAUGGCUUUCUUCAGUGCGCAGAUUCAUUUUUAUUUGUUUAUACAUUUUUACCAUUAAGGUUUAUAAUGGCAUUGUGGGCUGUUGCUACGAGACCUCUUAGGCACUGGUUAGGAAGUAAAAAUCUUCGCGCCAAAAAAAAAGAAAGACUUUUGAGGCCAGCUGAAGUAUGUGAUCUAUUGAAAGGAGUUGUAGUGUUAGGCUGUUGGGCAGCCACGUGGAAAGUGGACACAUCAAUGAUGUACCACGUAGUUAAAAGUCAAUCAGUAAUAAAAUUAUAUAUUUUUUAUAAUAUGUUAGAAGUAGGAGAUCGCCUUUUUAGUGCAUUUGGUCAAGAUACAAUAGAUGCAUUACUUUGGACUGCCACAGAACCACGUUCUCGAACACGAUCAACUCGUUCUCAACACUUAGGAACGUUGCCCCAUCUUCUCUUUGCUCUAGCUUAUGUGUUGUUGCAUAGUAUACUGGUGCUAUUUCAAGCUACUACUUUAAACGUAGCUAUAAACAGCAGUAACAAAGCUCUUCUAACAAUAAUGAUGUCUAAUAAUUUCGUCGAAUUGAAAGGUUCUGUUUUCAAGAAAUUCGAUAAGAAUAAUUUGUUUCAAUUAUCUUGUGCUGAUGUAAGAGAACGUUUCCAUUUAACCAUGCUACUAUUAGCUGUUACAUUACAAACAAUGAAAGAAUAUGCUUGGCGAGCUGAUAGAUUAAUUGUACUGCUACCUGAUUGCGUUAUGUUGCUAUUAGCAGAAGUUCUAGUUGACUGGGUGAAGCAUGCAUUCAUCACUCGUUUCAACGAGUUAAGUUCGACUGUCUACAGGGAUUAUACAGUCAGUUUAGCAUACGAUAUGGCUCAAACAAGACAAAAAACAGCAUUUUCCGAUCCAUCGGAUUUGAUAGCUCGAAGAAUGGGUUUUAUUCCAUUACCUCUUAGCGUUGCUAUGGGCAGAGUAUUGUGUACAACUUUAACACCAUCUGCAAGACCAGCAAAUUUUAUUUUAUUAAUACUGGCGUAUUUAAUACUUGUAGCCUUACGUAUUUUAAAUAGUCUUAUUAUAUUAGGUAGAGCAUGUGAUUUAAUAUCUUCUCAUACACAUGCUAACAAAAAUGAUGCAGGCGAAGAAUCACAGGUUCAAAAUUUCAAUGAAUCAAACGCAGAUAUAAAAAAUCCAAAUUUGGCAACAGCCAUAUUUUCGAAUAGUGCUGUUAGUUUAAACAACGUAUGUCUAAACGAUGCUCUACUCAAUUCAGAUGAUAACGACGAAGUAGAUAAGUCUGAAGAUAAUUCGGCUAUAGUAGCAUCUUCAUCAACACCAGCUAAAAACUUUUUAAGAAGUGAAAGUGAACCUUUGCUUCCUCAAUGACAGCUUUUUUUAGUAUAAUUGUAGCGUCAAACUUUUUUUUUGUUUAUAAAUAAUAUAUAUAUAUAUAUCUAUAU